Pocillopora meandrina is the source of this 4688-nucleotide messenger RNA. NCBI's taxonomy places the organism in Eukaryota, Metazoa, Cnidaria, Anthozoa, Scleractinia, Pocilloporidae. The record is from the annotation of a GenBank genome assembly.
AUGGCGAGAAUGCCGAAGUUUAGACGUUUCAGCAAUGGGGAUUUGGUGCUUAACUACACUAGAGAAGCGAACGAGGUUUUCAAGAGGAAUUCGGAGCAGCAGGACCAGGUCAUUAGUAAACCUCCCGAAGAGGUAGGCUUAAACAAUUUAGAAUUGUUAGAUUAAAAUUUCAAAAAGCCAAUUGUUAAGGUCCUAACCGACACGGCUUAUCGCUUUUGUUUUGUUUAAUAAAACAUCAAUUAAGACCGACUGCUUCAUUGCGCUCUUAAUUAUAUACUCUGAGGACUUAAACACAAACAAAACAAUUAAAAGUUUAAGACCGAUUUGUUCUUACCGAUAUUGAAGCGGCGAGGCGAAAGGUCAGGUCAUUUAAAUAUACGGGUCACGUCAAGUUCAGGUUAUAUUCCACAGGUGGCCUGAUAAAGAAAAAAAAUAAAAAAAACAAGCUAACAGUGACAAAUAGCCCGAUUUAUUCAUGCAUAAUGGUAUUUUCGAUCCACGAAAAAUCGUUUAGUUGGUUUAUUUAACUGUAACCUCGGAAUAUUAGCCUUGUAUAUUAGCCCUGUGUGUAUCGAAGCCGCUCAGACGGACUCUUGUCUUGUUUUGCGACGAUUACAGUAAAACUGAAUUUCUUGUGGCUUAUAAAUUUUGGUGAUAAUAAAACUUAGCGAUGUUACAAUCAGACGUUAUUAAAAACCUAUCCUACACUAAGAUACUCGAUUAAGAAACGAAUUCUUAUUUAGUUCACAGUUAUGACUUAAUAAAAAAUUCUUGUUCAUUUUGUGAUGAUAGUUUCUUCUUAUUCCUUUGGUUUUAGAAAGACUAAAUCUAAACCUAAUCUUUAUUAUCACUGUACUAUUACGUUCAGGUCAAAAAACUUGCUAUUGAAGCUGUUAAGAAGAGAAAAGGGGAUGUUCAAAAUGAACUCGAUGUUCAAGGAGAGUACUUGCUCCAGUUUGGAAAAUAUCGUGGCCAGUCCUUCAGGUGGAUGCUGGAAAACGCUCUUGGCUACAUUGGUUGGUUUGUUGACAACAUUUGCAAUGAAAAAGUGACCAACUCUCCUAUAAGUCAAAACAAAGCUGCCUUAAAGAAGUAUGUGGAAUCUUUUCAAGAGGGUCGUGAUGUUGUGGCCCUGAAGAGAAAGCAGAGGGAGGAUAAAGAGGCCAAAAAGCAACACAAUUCCCCACAACCAAGCCAAAACUCUGCAUCAAAACAAGUUGUCUCCCCCCUGGCAGCUGGUCUGGCAUCUGGGCACAUAAGCACCGAGAAAUAUUUGUCCCGGGUUGCAUCAACCACAGGUGUUGAAAAGUUCAAACCUACCAUCCCUGUAUCAGUGAGAAAAAGAAAACCAAAGACACCUUCUGCCACUGUGACAUCUACAUCAACAAUUACUCAAGAUGUAGAUGACGAGGAGCUUUGUGCCUUUGCUGACCAAGAAGAGGAGAAUUUAGGUAAUAUUUCAAAUUUUAGGUAUUACUAACUGUUUCUGUUUUAAGAUGUGUUCUGAAAUAAUGUUCUGCAUUUUCAUUGUAGUCCAACCAACCAGUGAGCCAAAUAUAGGUCAGCAGCCUACACCAGAUGCAUCUCAAUCAAUACAAGCACCUGAACUAGAAGAGCCUGUGCCACUAGUACCAGAAGUAAUUGAAAUGCCUGAGGCUCAGCCAGAGCAAGUACUAACAGCUUCAGUAGCCCUCCCCAGCAGUGUUAGGAAUGAAGGUACAAGUUUUUGUAUCAAUGUUAUUAAUAUUUCACUCUUUUAAUGAUGAAAGUAUGUUAUUCUUCAGGACAUCCCUUACUCCCAGAUGGAUGGCUUAAGACAUUACCUAAAGCUGACCACUUGUGGGUGUCUCAGGCCUUAUUUACAACAAACAAUAAGGGAAAAGCAAAGUUGGACUUUAGCAGGUGAACCGACAUAUCGAUUGUUAUUUUUUCAAUGCAAUAAAUGUUAGAGAACAAUUUAAGAACUCUUUAUCAUUAGCCAUUACAGUAUUACUGUAGAUAUGAAAAAAUAUAUUUUUUAAUUAUAUGUGACUAUUUAUUUCUUUUAUUAUUAUUAUUUCUUACUAUUCUUUACUACUUUUUGUUAUUGUAUAUUGUCUGAUAUACUUUAUGUUAUAUACAAGCUUACUAUUACAGUCUUUUCUAACUACAGUGUAUUUACUCUUCUUUAGGGUCAACAAGUUAUGGUGGGAUCCCCCUCAGCCAUCUUUUCUAAGCACACAACCGCCUCAACUUGACAGAUACUUUGCACAACGGCUGCUACUUUGGAUGCCACGCAAGCUUUGGAAAGUCACUCUGUAUUGCCCACACGAAGGCUGUGACAGGAAACUACUCACCAGUGCUGGGAUAUACAGUACUGUGAGGCAAGUUAUAGACAUUGACAGUAACUAUAACCUUGCUGCGGAGUACUUAGAGUGUAGGCAUUGCAAGAGAAAGGUUAUCAGCUGGAGCCCUGAGAUUAUAAAACAACUGGAUACUGGCCAUCAACUUCAGUUCCCAGUUUUGUUAACCUACCAGUAUGCUUGUGAUGUCCGAGUUAUCAGACUGUUGAGAAACAGGGGCCUUGGAAACAGCUCAACGCAAUUACAAAAGAAGCUUACUGAAGAGCACAGUGAAAAGUGGCUCCAAAAAUCAGCCCAGUAUCUGACUGACUGCAAAUACUUUGCCAAUGCAUUCAAAAGUGGGCUCACUGGUCCCCUUAACUUUCAGGAGCCUCCAGAAUUUGUACCAGUGCCAAAGUACAAGUGGCUGCUCACAGUGUAUGCCCUAGACAUCAUGGCCAGAAUGGACUAUGUCAAAGCAUCCAUCACCUCUGUCUAUGGAAGAAUAUUGCAAAUGGACUCUACUAAGAAAAUUGUGAGAAAACUUGCAGGAGGUAGUACUGGUACUGCUUCCUGGGCCACUAAUGUUGGAAAUGAAAAUGGACAAGUGCUCAUGUCAGUGAUGACUGUCAAUGAAGGAACUGGGUUGGAAAACAUGGCAAAUGGACUAAUGAGAAGAUAUUCUUUAGCUGGUAUCUCACCUCCCGAGGUCCUUUAUGUUGACAGAGAUUGUUGUUCCACUGGCAAGGCUAAGAAGCUAUUCUCACUCUGGGACAAUUUAGUGAUCCGCCUUGAUAUUUGGCACUUUAUGAGAAGAAUUGCUGCUGGAUGUAACGUAGAGGCCCAUCCACUCUAUAGUGUGUUUGUCAGUUGUCUAUCACAAUGCAUCUUCCAAUGGAGUAAAGAAGAUCUGGAUUUAUUGAAGUCUGCCAAAAGAGGUCAAUUGCAGAUUCAAGGUGUUGCUGACCCUUCUGAUGCAGCCAUUAUUGAAAACAUUACACGGAGAGAAUUGGCUCUACAUUGCCGUAGGAGAACUCGGGGAAUUGUUGACACUACGACAAUGAUUUAUGAUCUAUUACUGACAUUUACUGGUCCCCAGGGAUGUGAUACUACUGGAGUACCUUUGCUUGACAAGACCCGCGUAUGGGAAAUAUGGGACAACCAAAAGCACCACAUUCCAUGCAUCCAGGAUCCUGAGGGGGUGCAACUGUAUACAAAAACUGGGGUCUUGACUAAAGGUGGUGUCCAACUUCCAACUUAUAGAUGUGCAAGAGGUUCAACAUCUUUGGAGUCAUUCCACCUGCAUAUUAAUAAAUUCAUACCAGGUAACAAUAUCUGUGUAAAAAACUUAACGUGUCCCAAAUACUACAGUCUAUAACACUGUUUUCAUUUAUUUUAGGUACUUCAGCAAGUGACAUUCAUUUUCAAGCUUACUUGUUAGAUGGCCUGAUGAGGUGGAAUUCUGAUCAUGCUUCUGCUGCAGUUUCAAGUACUGAAUUAGGAUCAGAAAGCUACAGUGGAUUAUUAAUACAUGCUGUGAAUGAGCUAAGUGAAGAUGUCCUUGGUAAGAAAAUCAAGCCCAAUGUUCAGAAUAUUGGAAUCUAUACAGGUGAAAUGAUAGGAGUAGAGUAUCUCUUCAAUCAGACUGGUGAGAUUCUCAAGGACAACACCCUAGUAGAUGAAAAUAUGACACAACAGGAGGAAGAACCUCUCUCAGAUGUUAACCCAGACCAAAUAGAUGAAGGAUCUAAUGAAGAUGAAGAUGAGACAAUUGCACCUGCAGAGCAGGUGUUUACUGUGCCUUCGGGACUACCUCAACGAACUGAACCAGCGGCAUCAAAGACACCUUUACCAGCAGCCAUACCACUGCCUCCGUCUCUGCCACAAGUCAACUAUCCUGUGCCCUUUAAAUUUGUAUUACCAACAAUUACCACGGGAACAGCUGUUCUCAGAGGUCAAACUUCAAAAGCUUGCCAACCGAUGCCAAUCCUUCCAGCUCCUGUUCCUUCUGUUCCUUUCUUACAGCCACCAACAGUAGUAAGAAGAUUUCCCCCUGUUCCAAUACAAUCCAAAAUACAAAUACAACACCAUCAGCCUCAAUCUUGGCAACAAAAGUCUCAAUCUCAACCAUCAGCAAACCCAAAGCAAAAAGAUGAAACAAGGACUACCCAGGAACCAAAGACAAGCAGCAGUCAUAAGCGAUCCUUGUAUAACAUGGUUUGCCCCAAGUGUGGAAAGAAGAAAGACCCUGAAAAUCAUAAACAAUACUUUGGAAACUGGCAUUGUAACACAAUGACCGAGAGCUUUGAGACAUGGAGGGAAAACCUUAAAAAGAACAAAGGAUAUAAAAAGAAGAAGACAGAUUGA